Aspergillus aculeatinus CBS 121060 is the source of this 581-nucleotide messenger RNA. Its product is annotated as histone H2A.Z-specific chaperone CHZ1. The record is from RefSeq and is a predicted model, not a curated record. The transcript is spliced from 2 exons. Bases 171 to 560 code for a protein of 129 amino acids. NCBI's taxonomy places the organism in Eukaryota, Fungi, Ascomycota, Eurotiomycetes, Eurotiales, Aspergillaceae.
CACCGCUCCGGGGACGGUUGAGCUGAAUCUCCCUUGCGCCUGCAACACAUCCCUAAAAUCUCUGCUUUGGACCAUCCUUCUGUAAUUCCUUUCUCUCUUCAUUACCUUUGCGCACUCAUACAUCCUAAUCCAUUUCCGACCCUUCGCCCUAGAACCGAGAACUUUUCAUCAUGGGUGACAGCAACCAGGCCACUACUCCCGGCUACGACCGCGCCGCCAACGCCCCCGAUGCCGCUGCUCUGGACAAGGGCAAGGGCCGGGCUACCGAGCCUACCCACGACGAAAACCUAGAGGAGGAGGAUAGCGACGAGAGCGAGAACGAGGAGAUGGCUAACCCUAUAACCUUCCCGGCAGAUAAUGAUGAUGACGGCGAUAACCUCGAGCCCAUAUCUGAAGACAACAUCAUCUCGGGUGGCCGUCGUACUCGCGGCAAGAUCGUUGAUUAUCAGGCGGCAGCCGAGAAGCUAAAGGCCGAUAACAUGAUGGACGACGACGAGGAGGACGACGAUGAGGAUUAUGAGGGUGGGGAAGAUGAUGAGGAUACCGUCAUGCGCGGCUGAAAUGCACGAUCUCUUAAUGAC